AUGUCGACUGUAGCUGAUGACGAUGAUGACGACGACGAUGAUGAUGAUGAUGAUAAUAAUCAACCUAUGAAUCCAACACGCAUAGAAUAUUCAACAGAUCGAACAAUAAAUGAUUCAAAUGAUGAUUAUUGGUCAUUGAUUCAAAAUCAAAUCUUACUGCCAAUGAAUGAUAAACAAUUAUGUACAUUAAAACAACGUUUAUUAACCUAUUUAUAUCAUCGUGCUAAACAAAGUAAUAAACAAUUACGUUUUAUUCAUUCAUUUAAUGAUUAUUUAGCAAGUAAAUUUUAUAAAGUACAAUUUUUAACGAACAAUAUUGUUUUGCUAAAAUUUGCUCAUGAAACAAUUGUUAAUAAACGACAACAAGAACAACACAUGCAUUAUGCUUUAUUUGUUGUUUAUGACAUUCAAACAUCCACCAUCCUUAAUAUAUAUGAUGAUUCAUCGAUUGAAUUAGCUAGUAUAUUUGAAAAAUAUAAUGAUGAUUUUCGUUAUUCAUCAUCAUAUGGUUUAAUUAAUUAUAAAGAUUUAGAAUUUUUCCCUCUAUCAACCUAUGCUGGUCGUCGUCAAUUUGAACAUAUGUAUUAUAAUUCAACAUCAACCGGUGAUUAUGAUUUAAUAAAGCGUUUACUUAUGCAAUUACCAUUACGUACAAUAACACAUACAAUAUCACCAUAUCUUGAUUUAAAUUUAUAUUCAUAUGAUGAUAAAAUUGUUCAUAUCGAUGAUAUGAUAAAAACGUGUCCAAAUAAUCCCGUAAGAUUUUUUUCACGUGAUUGUCAAAGAAUGAAAUUUCAAUUAACAUUAACAAAUCGUUCAAUUAUUUUACCUCAAUUUAUGGCAACAGAUAAUUCAACAGCAACAACAACGACAACAAUUAUUACACCAGCAAUAACAAAUCAUAAUAAUAAUCCAACAACAACAACAACAACAGCUAAUGCUUUAUUUAUUCCGAAUACUUUAAGUACUAAUCGGCGCACCACAUUAGCUACACUUUGGCAUCCAAUAGAACCAUUCUGUAUAACAAUACAGCGUUGGCCAAGAGAUCUUGAUAAUAUACAUAAUUUUCAUUUAUAUCGACCACCAAAUUUACGAUAA
This is a messenger RNA of Rotaria sp. Silwood2, 1098 nucleotides long. The record is from the annotation of a GenBank genome assembly. NCBI's taxonomy places the organism in Eukaryota, Metazoa, Rotifera, Eurotatoria, Philodinida, Philodinidae.